AUGCCCACCGCUCAUUGCGCCCCCCCGGUUCGCGAUCACCGUUGGCCGGGUGCCCGCGAAAAACUCUCUAUUAAAGACGUGCCACUGCCCGCGUCUCUUGUUGUUUGUUUUCCUUUGGAAUUCAUCCUCUUCCGAGGUCAUCCUCGAGAACCCCCCCUUUCAACAACAACAAACAUGGCCCAGGCCUCGCCCCCGUGGCAGAGGCUGAUAGGGCUCCUGUCAGUGCUGCUGGCAAUGCUACUCGGCCUCUCGGUCGAGAAGCAGGGUGCCGAAGCCAGCGGGUGCCAACGCACCUGGUCCGUCGACUUCGACAACAGGACCGACGUAGCUGAGACCCACGUCGAGAGCUCGUACGUCGAGAGCCUGAAGGAGGAGUUCGAAAAGCUUGAGGCGACCGGCUUGCACGGCACGGGCGCCGAAUCUGGCUUGGACAGCUUCACCGUCAAGAUCCCGGCUUCUUGUCUCAGCGGACCCAGCAAGAACACAAACGCACCACUCGAGCUGCCCAUCAGUCUCGCCAGUCUGCACCUGCGGACCGUCCAGACCUGGGCAAGCUACAUGUAA
This is a messenger RNA of Colletotrichum truncatum, 564 nucleotides long. RefSeq lists its product as uncharacterized. Lineage: Eukaryota; Fungi; Ascomycota; Sordariomycetes; Glomerellales; Glomerellaceae. The record is from RefSeq and is a predicted model, not a curated record.